AUGGACACUCUUAAUCUGCAGUCUGCUUCCGAAUAUCUUAAUAAUCUGCUUCUCGCCCGGGGACUUCUGCGGAAUGGAAAACGGAUCGACUUUGCAGACCCGGGGAACGCUGCGGACGGCGCUGAAGACACGAUGGCACAAAUUAUUAACCUGAUCCACGAUCUGGUGACUCGGAGAGACGUGAGUGCUACUAUUUUCCCCGUUCCUACUGGCUAUGAUACUGCGACGGUUGCACUGACACUUCCCGCCCGCCAGCGUGAAGCAGAACAACGGGAAAGUCUUGCCACUACUGUGAAAAAUCUCCGAAAGACAGAAGCAAAACAGGCACUUCAGGUGGAACAACUAGAGGGCAAAACGAAAGAACUGUCUCGCUCGAUUGCUCUUGCAGAAGGGCAAGAAACAGCAUUUAAAUCCACAAUACGCAAUGCAGACAUUACUAUACGUGGCCUAAAGGAUCAGAUGCAGCGGAUGAAAUCGUCGAUUCAGCAGAUAAGAACCCAAUGCGCUACGGACAUCCGCAAACGAGAUAUUGAAUUGCAGAAACUAAAAACCCACCUGACCGAGCGACAGCGUGGAAAGAGAGAUGGGAUACGUCUCAAGCAAGAAACAACAGAGUACUUGACACAGCUGUGCCAGAGUUUAAGUGAUGAAAACGAUGCGUUGAUACAGCUGUCUCGGGAUACAAUUCAGACGUUAAGAGAACUGCAAGGACUGGAGGAUGGAGAUAUGGAGGGGGUUGGUGAGGGUGCUGCAGUGAAAGAAGAAGGUGUAGAUGCCGCUCUAUCCCGGCACGAACUACUUUCAAGGGAAAUGGAUGCUGCUCUUGACCAGCUGCGAGCCCUACUUACAAAUCCAUCCUUUGUUCCCCUGGAAGAAGUGGAACUCCGGGACUCUGAGAUUGCUCGACUGCGGGGUGGGUGGGAGAAGAUGGAGCAGCGAUGGCAGGAGGCUGUUUCCAUGAUGGACGGGUGGCAUAAGCGGGUAUCUCACGGGAGCGGGUCGAUUAGCCUGGGCGAGCUGAGACUGGGGAUGUCCUUCACGACAGACUCGAGUAUGCAGAAGGAUGCGGGCAGCACGCUGAAUUUGUCCGUGGAUCAGUCGGAAUCGGGCGAUUCGGCCGUGUCUAGCAGACGGGUAUCCAAUGACUCCUCGACCCGGGAGAGACCAAAGAGACUGUUCGACAUCGAGCCGUCAGGGGCCGCCAAAGAAGUUCAUGCACCAGCAGGCAAGACCGCUGCCGGGGGUCAGAAGGCGGCAGCGCAGAGAUCAGACGCAACUGAUGUACGCCAGAAGAGACGGAAGCUGCAGCGGAACCGGCCGGCCUGA
Messenger RNA from Trichophyton benhamiae CBS 112371, 1326 nucleotides. RefSeq lists its product as uncharacterized. Bases 1 to 1326 code for a protein of 441 amino acids. The transcript is spliced from 3 exons. Lineage: Eukaryota; Fungi; Ascomycota; Eurotiomycetes; Onygenales; Arthrodermataceae. The record is from RefSeq and is a predicted model, not a curated record.